Messenger RNA from Phycomyces blakesleeanus NRRL 1555(-), 1756 nucleotides. RefSeq lists its product as hypothetical. The transcript has 15 exons. Bases 49 to 1017 code for a protein of 322 amino acids. Gene Ontology annotation, cellular component: cytosol. The record is from RefSeq and is a predicted model, not a curated record. NCBI's taxonomy places the organism in Eukaryota, Fungi, Mucoromycota, Mucoromycetes, Mucorales, Phycomycetaceae. Gene Ontology annotation, molecular function: NAD binding; hydroxypyruvate reductase [NAD(P)H] activity; glyoxylate reductase (NADPH) activity.
CUUUUGAUUAAAAAAAAAAGAAAAAAGAAAGAAAGUCUCUAAAAAAUUAUGCCCAAAGUCCUCGUCACACGUAUUCUCCCUCCACACGCCCAAGCGCGUCUGGAAAGUCAGUCCUUUGAAUUAAUUCAAUGGAAACAAGACAGUGCUAUGCCACGCAAAGAACUACUUGGUCAAAUCAAGGGAGUUGAUGCCUUGAUUUGUCUAUUGACCGAUCGUAUAGACGACGAGCUUCUGGAUGCAGCAGGACCCCAGCUUAAGCUAGUUGCGACAAUGAGUGUAGGAUACGAUCAUGUAGACGUGUCUGCAUUAAAGAAACGUCGUAUUCCACUUGGAUACACUCCCGAUGUACUCACUGAUGCUACGGCUGACCUGACUGUCCUAUUAACUAUGGGUGCUGCCCGUCGCAUGAAAGAAGGAAUCAUCGCUGCAGAAAAAGGAGAGUGGAGAGAGUGGCGCCCGACAUGGCUAUGUGGAUCCCAGUUCAGUAACAAGACCUUGGGUGUGGUUGGACUGGGCCGUAUUGGUGAAGCUGUUGCCCAUCGCCUCAAGGCAUUUGGUAUCAGCAAAGUGGUUUACUGGGGUCGAAGUGAAAAGGUCGAGACUGGCAAGCGUGUAGGAGGCGAGUUUGUGUCCUUUGAUCGAUUACUGGCAGAGUCGGACUAUGUUACGGUCUGUUGCGCCCUCACCAAAGACACCAAAGAGCUCUUUGAUUACAACGCAUUCUCAAAAAUGAAGAAAUCUGCUAUCUUUGUGAACACUGCAAGAGGUGGUAUUGUUCAACAGGAUGAUCUUGUGCGUGCAUUAGAAGAGGGUCUUAUUGCUGGUGCAGGUCUUGAUGUGACCACUCCAGAACCACUGCCUUUGGAUAACAAGCUUCUCAAGUUGCCCAACUGUAUUGUAUUGCCUCAUAUUGCGAGUGCAACCAAUGAGACGCGUGAGAGGAUGGCUGAUAUGUGUGUUGAAAAUGUUUUGGCCGGACUUAGCAACCAAGCCUUACCUUUCUCCGUUACAGAAUAACCAAAAAAAAGAAGCAAAUACUGAUGAUAAUAGCAAUAUUAAUAGUAAUAGUUAAAAGAAAAGAGAAUGAAUGAAAGUACCUUUUCUCAUUAUUAUCUUGUACAUGUAAUAUAUGUAUUUAUUUUAUUUUAUUUUAUUUUAUGUUAUUUUUGCUCGCUUAGUAGCUAAUAGUAAAUUACAUCAAUGGGAGAUUUGCAGAAAUAUAUGUCAAUAUUUGUGUAUUAAAUGGAUGUUACGCAGGUUCCAAAGACACGACGGAUCAUUUCUCGACCGUAUGGAAUGUAACUUGCUGAAUACCACACCAAAGCGCAAAAUUGGAUAAUAACCAAGACAAUUGAUAGCGCAAAUACUUUGAGAGUGAUAGAGAGUACAAGAGUGAGGACUAGUAAGGCGAUGUAUGUUGUUGUUGCCCAGAAUCGCACUGGUGCAAACAUUGUCUUGAUUUGCUUGGGAAUACCGAUAAUAAAUGUCAAACUGAAGAGAGAUAUCACAUUACCAAUGGUGUACAGAAUAGCAAAGCCAGUGACAUUUAGUGUCAAGAGCAUUAAUGUAGACAGAAUAGAGAUGAGCAUGCCCGCGACAAAGCAUGCACCAAAUGCAUAUAGUCGUUGCAUUUUAGUCAAACCACAAAACUUCCAGUUGCCAUCGUCCAUGACGCCCUGGUCACUAAAAUCAGCCGAGAAGAAACCAAACGCCAUUAUUCUGGUUUAUAUGAAAUGAGUAUAAUAGAAAUAAUAUU